Messenger RNA from Doryrhamphus excisus (bluestripe pipefish), 4000 nucleotides. RefSeq names its product lysosomal associated membrane protein 1a (gene lamp1a). Gene Ontology annotation, cellular component: late endosome membrane; lysosomal membrane; plasma membrane. NCBI's taxonomy places the organism in Eukaryota, Metazoa, Chordata, Actinopteri, Syngnathiformes, Syngnathidae. The record is from RefSeq and is a predicted model, not a curated record. Gene Ontology annotation, biological process: establishment of protein localization to organelle.
UGCUACCAGUUCACAUGACGCUUCAAAGCUUUAGUCAUCAGAGGAGCAGCGACCAGUAACAAGCAUCUGCCAACGAACGCCGUUUUUACCAGCACGGUGUUUAAGGAACUAUUCUCACUUGUAUCUUCACUCGACAAAAAGAAGAACAAGGCCUCUUAUCGAUAUAGCUUAUCCGAACCAGAGUGGCUGAAUUUUAUAGUCCGUCAAGUGAAGUGCACUUGUUCGGUCGAGGACCCACAGGCAUCGGCGACAGGCGAUCAGCAUCUCCACGGCUGAAUCAGUGACAGAAACCGCCUGUUGUGACAAGACUCCAAAGAUGAAACACUCCAAUUGUUGUAGCGCCCUACUGGUCCUCAUCUGCUUUGCAGUGCUAGGCUGCAGUCAAGCUGUUACUCUUGAAGUGAGGGAGGGGAACUCUACAUGCAUCAAGGCAGACUUCACUGCAUUUUUCUCCAUCACUUACAACACCUCCAGUAGUGCGAGAACCGUGCGGGUGUCACUGCCCAACACCACCACAGUCGAUGCGGCGAGCAGCUCGUGCGGUGCAGAUGGCAGCGUACCGUGGCUGGUGGCUACGUUUGGAUCUGGACACGCUCUAGGGCUGAGCUUCACAAGAAAUGGAAGUUUUUACAGUGUGGAUAACCUGACGCUGCAGUACAAUCUCAGUGACUCUUCUAUUUUUGCGGAGGCCAACAGCUCUGAUGUGGUCACUGUUGUGUCAGCGACUGUUGGAAUCGGGGCAGCGAUCAACACCACCUACCACUGUGUGAGCUCCACCUCUGUUGUAGUCGGGGGACAAAUGGUCACAUUAUCUGAUAUGAGACUUGAGGCGUACAUGACAGGAAAUGAUCUGAGUUCAGCUGAAACCGUCUGUGCAGCAGAUCAAGCCAGCACUGCCGCUCCCACCACCACUGCCCAAACUCCAACCACACCAACUCCACAACCAGCAACACCCGAACGAGGAACAUACUCCAUUAGUAAUAAUGGCACAAUUUGUUUCUUGGCCCAAAUGGGACUGCAGCUCAAUUUCACCUACUUCUCUCAAUCCCAGAAUAAGACUAUCCAGGAAAUUUUCAAUCUCACCCCAAAUCUGACUGUUUCAUCCGGAUCAUGUGAAUCCAACAGUGCAAACUUAGUUCUGACUCAGGACAGAACUACCACACUCAACUUCAUCUUCACUGUGAACUCAACAACCAACAAAUACCACCUUAGCGGGAUAACCUUGUUCGCCAAUUGGUCUGAUAUGACAGUUCCCUUCACAGCUACUAACACCAGCCUUGACUACCUGGGGACGACAGUGGGGCGCUCCUACAUGUGUAACGCAGAGCAAACUCUUGUUGUGGUGGAACAAUUCUCUUUGAACACAUUCAGACUGCAAGUUCAACCCUUUGGAGUCACCACUAACCACUUUGCCACAGCCGAGGAGUGUCAGAUGGACCAAGACCAGAUGCUCAUCCCCAUCAUUGUAGGAGCAGCCCUUGCUGGCCUGGUGCUGAUUGUCCUCAUUGCAUACCUCAUAGGCCGCAAGAGGAGCCAUGCUGGAUACCAGACCAUCUGAACCGAACUCUCGUCUUAGGGCAUCCUGACAUGACUGUGUGGAGUGUGACAAUGAGAAUGCAAUAGACUGCAGACACAAGCGUUACAGAAUGGAAGCGAGUGUUUGCAUGUUGCUGUGAUAUUCAGAUUAUAUAUAUUUUUUUCUUUCUGUGUUGAGAAAAGCCAAAUGCAGCAGUGUGCAUCAAACUUGAGUCUAUGCUAGAGGCAUUUCAGUCUAGAUUAGCAUGAUUUUUAAAAAAAUCUUCACCUCCCAGCAAUCCACAAAGGUUGAAUCGACGCAACUGGAGUAUUGUUUUUUGAAGACAUUUCACCUUUUUUCCAUAAAACCUCUUCAGUUGUAAAAAAAAAAAAAUGUGAAUGACGGCUCUGCUUAACAAUUUCUCCGACGGCCUCUCAGGGGCCCACCACCUGUGAAAUAAUGGAGAAAAUACUUUUUCCUCAGUCUCUUUGGUGCUUUUCUCACAACCAUAUUAACCUUUGCAUCGCAGUCAGUGCAUGGUCACAAAAAAUGGUCACAAUCUAGUGACAUUACCUAAAAAUGCUGAAGACAGCACUGUAAAUUACUUGUGCAGCCAUUUGAAAACGACUAUAAAGUUAAACAUUAAAGUAGGUAAGAGUGAGUGCAAGAGUUUAACAUAUAUGCUCUUUAAUGCUUCUCCAACAAUGCAAUUCUCUAACAAAAUAAAUUGGAAUAUAUUAAUAUACAUUUACAGUAUUUACAAUACAACACACUUUUGGUAGAGUUGUGCACAAAUGUAGAUGUGCUGUAAAAUGACAUACAGUGACAUAUACUGCAAACAUAUUUCUCCUGGACUGGUGAAUCCACCCUGUGCAGGAGUCUACUGUGAUGUCAUCACAUGCUGCGUCCAUGGCUAUUAGCAGGGCAGUUUGUGCACGUGGACAUCUGUCAUGUAAACAUUCCUCUAUUGGAUUAAGGAAUGGGAGUAAGGGGAGAGAGAUGUUAAACUAGCAUUUUGUCAUGUGCUGCAAACCACUGCAUGACCAGACGUGAGUGGUGAAAACAGACAAUAAUCCCACGCUGCAACAUAACUCCACCCCUCAAUUUCAGGGUCUAUCACCCUGCAGAGUCAUCAAAUGUUGUAUAUUUCAACCAAGAAGGUGCACACAGGUGAGGCCGCUAUUGUCUGAAAUGGCUGUACCAGAAUAAGCUUCAUAGAUAAACAACUUUUCAUGUGUAAAAAUGCAGUUUGGAACAGAAUUGCUAGUGUGCUGCAUGAAAUUACACAAAGUAAAAGUUUACUGUGCUAACAACUUCCGUGUACAUAUAAGACAUGUUUUACCUGUUCAUACUGGAGACCGAUCUCCAGCUUUUCACUGUUCCGUUCAUAUGGCGCUUUGUACAAUUGUAAAUUGUUGCAAUUGACAGAUUCAAUUUUGUCAAUCUGUGACAGCAUCACCAAGUCAUGAGUGACAGCUGAAAUUCACCUGAGAGCAAUUGUUCAAUUUAGGCAUUUUCAGCAAAAAAAAGUAGAAUAGAUAAUGAGUUCAACAAUUUUGUAUGCAAUAACUGAAGCAAUGAAAUUAAGACUAUUGGUUUUAUUGGGAACAACUAUUCAGCAUAAGUAUAGUUUUGACAUGUAAUGAGCAAUAAUAAUGUUACAAAACAAGCAACUGAUAUACAUCCAAAAGCAUUUGCAAUGUAAUCAGAGCAAGAAGAAAUUGCCAAGAUGUGCACAAAUGGUUAAAUGCAGUGGAAGUUGAACUAAAAUUUCUGAGAAAAGCACUGAGAAUAAUUGUAAAUGGGGGAACUCUUCACCUAAAAUCUUAUAAAAGAAGUCUUUUGAAAGAAAGGUGGAACGUCUUCAAACAAGAGUUCAGUUGCUUCAAUCCAACAUUUACAAAUGACCAUAACCUGGAUGAGAAUCAUUUCACCUCCCAAUGUUUUCAUGGUCUCUUUGGAAAUUACUGAAUUUCAUAAUAUGUUUGGUUUUUAGAACCUCUUUCUCCUCGUUAUGAGGUAAUAUGGAAGUAACAUGAGGUAAUACUGUAUGACCCGAAAGAUAGAUUUAUUUUUACAAGAUUGAAUUUCCUCCUUUUGUAAGAAAUGUGGACAGCUGAGAAUGUGUAUAUGCAAAGGUUUUCAAUUGAGUGACCAGCAAGAGAUGAGCCCUGGUAGUCUCCAAAAAGGGAAAGAAGGUUCCCCUCACUCCCCCAACCAAACAAUGCUUUUCAGUGGUGUGACUGUGCAUUGCCUCUUGUGCAAAUUAAGGCAGUUACAAAUUAAUAUGUGCUUUAAAUCUGUGUGAUGGUCCAGCAGUCCAACUCUGCAUUGUGGGUUACUAUUACUCUUACUAUUGCUAUUUGGGAUAUCCUCAGCAUCUCUUGAGAAGAAAUGUUUAGAAUUUUUUGAUACAAAACUAUUUAAACUUGUUUUGGCAUUGCAAAUCUUAAAAGAUAAUAAACAUUUUGGUGGUGAUUGGAA